Messenger RNA from Cornus florida, 1963 nucleotides. RefSeq lists its product as uncharacterized. The coding region runs from base 380 to 1735 and encodes 451 amino acids. The transcript is spliced from 6 exons. The record is from RefSeq and is a predicted model, not a curated record. Lineage: Eukaryota; Viridiplantae; Streptophyta; Magnoliopsida; Cornales; Cornaceae.
UGAAGGUUGCAGAGAAACCACGCAAAUACAUAUAUCUAUAUAUAUGAGAGAGAGAGCGUGUUAUCUUCGUCAGAGAUAAUAGAAGAAGAAAUAUAAAACGAAGAAGCUUCUGUCGUUCGUUUCGUGAUUUCGCCCUCAUUCCCGUCUCUCUCUCUCAGGAACUAAGAAAAGGGUUUGACUCUCUAAGAGAGUUCUGACUUUGCUGCUGACAGAAUAUAUAUAGGUGUUCGGGCUGUCAAUAACGUCAUAUUGGCAGCCCGAUUUUCUUGGACGGAGUCUUUAAACUCACAUCAGGGAUUUUAAUUCUGGCUUUUGGGUAUUUGUGUAUAUGAGGUAUACUUUGGUUUUGGUAUGAGAGAUUUUGAUCUUGGCCACCAUCAUGGGUUUCUUGAAUGGAAUCCUUCAAAGACCUGUAGUCACUGGUGCGGUAGUCACUGCUGCUGCUGUCGCGAUUGCUUCUGUUUCUACCAAUUUUCAUGAUAAGUUGCAGCUUCCUAAAUCACCAGAUAUUUGUUCUUUCUUAGAACAAUUGAAUCCUUCAGUUUCCGAUUCAUUACAAGAAACAAAGUCAUCGUGGGUGUCUAACAUAUUGGUUUCUAAGCUUACCAACUUUUCUUUAAUUACUAGAGUUUCAAUACCUUUUCCUAACGUAAACCACCCAAUUCCUAGUACGGGUUGUAAUCUUUUUCCAAAAAAUUACUCUGCUUCUAUUGCUCCUUCCCCUGUGCUCCUCAACUUGUAUCAGUCCGCAGAGUUGGCAAAAAGUCCGAAGCCAACUGCUUAUAAUCAUGCUAGCAUCAGGACUUCUAGCUCGUCCUCAGAGGGUCUGUACAGAUGGCAUUUACCAGAGCCUAAUGCUGUUGAUAUAUCAGGGAAUUCUGAUUGCUCAGCAGCAAAGACGAAGACGGUAGUGGUUUUACUUGGAUGGUUAGGAUCGAAGCAGAAGCAUUUAAAAAGAUAUGCAGAGUGGUACACCUCAAGAGGGUAUCAUGCCAUUACAUUUACUUUUCCUAUGGCUGAGAUUCUUAAUUACCAGGUUGGUGGAAAAGCUGAAGAGCACAUAGACUUGCUUGUAAACCAUCUGGCUGAUUGGUUGGAAGAGGAGUAUGGGGAGAAUUUGGUUUUUCAUACUUUUAGCAACACAGGCUGGUUAACAUAUGGAGUUAUUUUGGAGAAGUUUCAGCAGCAGCAGGAUCCGACACUGAUGGGAAGGAUUCGGGGUUGUAUUGUGGAUUCUGCUCCGGUAGCUGUUCCUGACCCACAGGUCUGGGCUUCAGGAUUCUCUGCCGCCUUUCUGAAAAAGCAUAGCAUUGCAACAAAAGGAUCCAUGAGCGCUAAAGAAGCAGGCGAUGAGGUAUCAGUUGGCACCAAAAGUUUUGUUGAAGCCAAACCUGCAGUAACUGAGGCUGCGUUGCUGCUAGUUUUAGAGAAGUUCUUUGGGGUGGUUUUGAAUCUUCCUACAGUAAAUCGGAGGCUCUCUGAUGUGCUGGGCUUAUUGACAUCAGGACAACCAAGCUGUCCACAGUUAUACAUUUAUAGUUCUGCAGAUAGAGUCAUUCCUGCAGGGUCUGUGGAGUCUUUCAUAGAAGAGCAGCGGAAGACUGGGCGUGAGGUCAGGGCUUGUAACUUUAUCUCUACGCCUCAUGUUGAUCACUUCCGAAAUGACCCAAAUCUAUAUACUUCUCAGCUCACUCAGUUUUUGGAGAAUUGCGUACUCACUUGUUGCAAAUCUUAAAUAAACUUGUAAAACAGAAAAGAAAAGGUCUUUAUAAACGUUUAACCAUGAUUCUUGGUCUCCCAUUUCCCCACAAAUUUCAUACGUAUACAUCUUUAUAUUUAAUUCGUUGGUGUAGAGGUCCAACGCAAGAGGAGGAAUAAUUCUUUUUUUUUUUUUCACCCUGUUGUACUCUGUUGUAUACGGAACGAAGUUAUGCAAAUAUAUAAACAGUUCAUCUUACUCCAA